ACUAGUCAAAUAAAGACUACUAUAAAAACAAAAACUCUAGAUCACCCUUUACCCUCAAUAAUGAAAUACACACAUAUAUAUAUAUAUAUACACGCAUCCAACAUUUGAGUUCUAAACACAACACAAUCAUUAGACUUUCAUUACCAAAGAAAAUAACAAACUAAGUAAUGUCUCCACUUAAUUUCUUCCUAACCCUACUUCUAAUGUCCACUACUCGGACUAUAGUAGCCCAAGUCCCUUCCAACAAAACAUUCAAGAUCAUAAACCAAGGCGAGUUCGGGGAUUACAUCACCGAAUACAACGCUAACUAUAGAAUCAUUCAUACCGAAAGCCAGAGUAAUAUUUUCUCUUCAGGUCCUUUCCAACUAUUUUUCUACAAUACUACUCCAAACGCAUAUAUCUUAGCCAUCCGAGCUGGUCACCCAAAAGACGAAUCUCUCAUGCGUUGGGUUUGGGACGCCAAUCGAAACAACCCUGUGGGAGAAAAAUCCACUCUCUCUCUUAACCGCGACGGAAACCUGGUCCUCGCGGAGUCUAACGGUCGGGUCAAAUGGCAGACAAAUACCGUUAACAAAGGCGUAACAGGUCUCCGUCUCAUACCUAAUGGUAACCUCGUACUACACGACAAGAACGGCGGGUUCGUUUGGCAGAGCUUCGACCACCCAACCGACACUCUUCUCACCGGUCAGUCUCUUAAAACCGUCCGAGUCAACAAACUCGUGAGCCGUAAAUCCGAUACCGACGGCUCAGACGGUCCUUACACUAUGGUUCUCGACAACAAAGGUUUAACCAUGUACGUUAACAAGACUGGUAAGUCUCUUGCUUACGGAGGAUGGACGGAGAGAGACUUCAACGGUUCCGUCACUUUUGACGUUACAAGGGAAAUAGACAACGUAACUGUUCCGUCCGCUUACGAGAUUGUCUUGAAGUUAGGCUCUGCCGAUGAGAAUCCAGGGAACAAACGGCGACGGUUGCUACAGGUAAGGAAGAUCGGAAACGCCGUGACGAUAAUCCUUAACAAGAUUAACUACGACGGGACGACGUCGUUUCUUAGACUUGGCUCAGACGGAAGCCUCAAAGCUUUCACUUACUUCGAAAGGGCUACGUAUCUAAAAUGGGAAGAAACUUUCGCUUUCUUCUCGACUUACUUCGUCCGACGUUGCGGACUACCGUCAUGGUGCGGUGAAUUUGGUUACUGCGACGACGGGAUGUGCGUCGCGUGUCCUACGCCUAAGGGCUUGAUCGGUUGGAGCGAGAAGUGCUCGCCACCGAUUAAAACGACGCGGUUUUGUGGGGGUAAGGGUAAAAGCGUAAACUAUUAUAAGAUUGUUGGCGUGGAGCAUUUUAAUGGUCCUUAUGUUGAUGAUGGUGAAGGGCCAACUACGGUUAGUGAUUGCAAGAAGAAGUGCGAUGGCGAUUGCAAGUGUUUAGGGUUCUUCUUUAAAGAGAAGACUAAUAAGUGUUUGCUUGCUCCUUUAUUAGGAACACUUAUCAAAGAUGUUAAGACUUCCAUUGGUUACAUGAAAUAUUAGUGUUUAGUUUUUUUUAGUAAACCAGAUUGUAUCAUCUUUACAUAUAUUGUCUUUUUGGAUACUUUUUGUUUAUUUACUAGUAAUCGAUUUGGAUUUU
Molecule: messenger RNA, 1629 nt
Organism: Camelina sativa (false flax)
Lineage: Eukaryota; Viridiplantae; Streptophyta; Magnoliopsida; Brassicales; Brassicaceae
Product: EP1-like glycoprotein 2
Cellular component (GO): plant-type cell wall
Source: RefSeq, a predicted model, not a curated record